AUGUCGCCCUCACUCCUCCAGGCCUACAGGAGGCGCUGGUGGAUGGCGGUGACGGCGGUGAUUGAAAACCUGCUGUGUUCGGCUGUGCUGCUGGGCUGGGGCUCCCUGCUCAUCAUGCUGAAAAGGGAAGGCUUCUACUCCCACCUGUGCUUAGUGAACGACUCAGUGGUCGUGUCUUUGGGGAACUCUUCCGGCGGUGAGGUGGAGGAGUGGCUCAGCUGCGUGGACCAGGAGGAGAUGCUGAAUCUGGCCUUCACCAUUGGCUCCUUCUUACUCAGCGCCACCACCCUGCCGCUCGGUAUCCUAAUGGACAAGUUUGGGCCACGGCCAAUUCGCCUGGUGGGCAGUUCAUGUUUCGGUCUGUCCUGUGUUAUGAUGGCCGUGUCUGCCUACAACCCUCAUGCACUGUCAGCGCUCAUCUUCCUGGCUCUGUCUCUGAACGGCUUUGGAGGCAUCUGCCUGACCUUCACCUCCCUCACGCUCCCCAACAUGUUUGGUGCUCUGAGUUCCACCGUUAUGUCUCUGAUGAUUGGCUCCUACGCUUCAUCUGCUGUAACCUUCCCCGGGGUCAAGCUGAUCUACGAUGCAGGCGUGUCCUUCCAGGUGAUCAUGUGGGUGUGGGCGGGUCUUGCUGGGUCUGUCUUUUUCAACUGUUUCUUCAACUGGCCUGUAGAAGGCUUCCCGACACCUGAUGAGGUGGACUACAGUAAGAUCCUCACUCUGAAAGAGCUGCCUUCAUCGGACCAGAAGGCUGUAGGAGAGAGACUGGGCCAGAAAAAUGGAGACCUACGACACUCCACAGAGAAGCUUCCUAAUGGUCCUGACGCUGCACCCAAUGCCGUUCCUUUCCGCCGAUCCGUGUUCUCUCCCAUCUUCCUGUGGAGUUUGGUUACCAUGGGGAUGUCCCAGUUAAGGAUCAUCUUCUUCAUGGGGGCGAUGAACAAGAUGCUGGAGUUCAUGGUCACGCACGGUGAAGGGGAUUCAUCUGAGCAGCUGGUGAUUGAGGCAGAAGAAAAAGUGAGCUUCUACUCUUCCAUCUUCGGCACGCUGCAGCUGCUGUGUCUGGUUACAUGUCCUCUGAUUGGAUACAUCAUGGACUGGAAGAUGAAGGAGUGUGAAGAGGAGAAGACUGUUCCCCCAGGCAUAGAGAACAGACAGACCAGCGGGCCCAAGAGAGACCGUAAGAUCCAGAAAGUUACCAACGCCAUGAGAGCCAUCAUCUUCACCAACCUGCUGCUGCUCGCUUUCGGAUGCUGCUGCCUCAUAGACAACCUACCUCUGCAGAUUUUGACCUUUAUCCUCCACACUAUGGUCCGAGGCUUCAUCCACUCCUGCUGCGGAGGCCUUUAUGCUGCUGUCUACCCGUCCAACCACUUUGGCACCCUGACAGGCCUCCAGUCCAUGAUCAGCGCUGUGGUUGCUCUGCUGCAGCAGCCGCUCUUCAUUGCCAUGGUCGGACCGCUGAAAGGAGACCCCUACUGGAUCAACCUCGGCCUGCUGAUCUUCUCGUUGGCUGGCUUCCUGUUGCCGGGUUACCUGUACUACCACCGCAGCCACCUGCUGAGAGAAAAGGCGGCCAGAGACAAGCGGGCCGGCGGUCAGGAGAUGCAGGCGCUCAACCGCACUGAGGCCAACGGCUACAAGCCCCAAAGCAAUGGCCUCGCCGCUGUGGAGGCUUAGGUGACAUGACAGGGAGAAUUGCAGGAUGUAUUUUUAUUUUUGCAUGUGCCUUCAAAAGGAGCACCAGUUAUUUUUGCGAUCAUUGCUGGUGUAAACUUCACUCCCCAAAAACUAUAUCGCAGCGCAAACAGAACCCCACCCCCGUGUUUUGACUGAUUUUUCGGGGGAAGAUGUGUCAUCAUCAUUUGUUGCUGUUUAUUUAUUUUUGUUUAGGUCAAAGACCCAGUUUAGUGUGAUUUAAAGCCAUAGAUUUCACUCACACGAACACACACAGACACAUGCACAAAUCCUGGCGUGUCCUCUGUGUGUCAGACUGCAGAUAUCACGGUACUUGAAAAAACUGUUUCAUACACCGAUCAGCCCCACCAUUCAAACAAAAAGCAGUGACCUGUUUUAAUGUUGCGGCUGAUCGGUAUAGUUCUCACAGACUUUUUAUAACCAUCAAAAUCUUUGCUAUCACCAAAGAACAGCUUAAAGAUAUUAGGAAAGUUAAACUUUCUAGAUCAGCAUUGUUUCAAAAGUCUGCUUAUGAAGUAAACAUUUUGUAUAUUGUGCUGUUUCUACUGUAAUCCUUUCAGCAAAAGCUAUAUCAGUACACUAUUAAAAGCAUACAAGCUAUCAAAGAGAAUUGAAAGCAUCUGAAUACCAGACUUCUGGUACGUAUGAAGAAGGUUUUUGGGGUGUUUUCAGAGCCCAGUUGUUCACACAGACACAAACACAUACACGCACAGAUAGGCUGGUCGUAGAGACACAUAUCUACCUCCUGUUUACUUUUUUUUGUACCGUCUCUCUGCAACCGACUGUUUCCUUGUUUUGUUUUGUUUUUUCACGUCAGGAAAUACUAACCCUUUAAAUGUCAAAAACCCCAAAUGACAAAUUGAAUCAGUGCAGAAUUUUCUCCCUGUGUAUUCAUGUUCGUUAGAGGUAAUGCUGAUUCAGCCCAUUUUUUUUAAAGGUGAUUUCACGAGGAAAAGUAUGACUGAUUUUUACAAUUCUGACACAGUGUGUGUCAGUCUUGUUAAACACUUUGUACUGCUUUAUGCACAGAAAUGAACUAGUGUGUGUAUAAAAUAUGUAUUUAAGUGUCUUUUUAUACUCUAGCUGCAGUAGCAUUAAAAAGGGAAGUGUUUCUUUCUGUAUAAGCAAAAUGUUAUUUUGUAGUGUGCCAAUUAUAAAUGAAGCUCAUCUGAUUUACCGUGUAUUCUGCUUUUGCCGUUUUGCUUUUUUUUUUUUUUUUUUUUUGUCACGUAUUGAUUUUGGAGCAAACAAACGUCCAGCAAAAUUGUAUUUUGUAAAUAGAACUGAGGUGUGUCUUUUAUUUUAUUGCAUAUUCUGCUUGCUUUACUAUAUAUGGGUGUGUACAGUAUAUUACAGUAUAUUAACCAAUGGCUGAGGAGACAGUGGCUGUGGUUAAACUUGUUCCUUAAUGGUCUUUUUCUGCUUUGAUGCUUGAAGUCGCAUGAAAAAGACAGAUCUCACUGUAUCCGUUGAUCCCGUCGUUUCAGCCAGCUGAAGAUCAAACCAGAAAAGUGUACAUUUCUUCCAAAGUGACGACAAAAUGUAUCUAUUCUGAAAAUGUGCUGCACACAGCAAGACUGUCAUGUAGGUUUAUGAAAUCAGCUGUGAUGUACAAUUUUCAAUUUUUUGACUCAGUCCAUGUCCGUGUCAUGACAGCUUUAGUAGAUGCUUCCAUUCUUGUUGGAUACAUUUAUUUUCAUCUUUAUAGUUCUACAUAUAUAAAAUGUGUCCAUUGCUCACACUUAAAAAUUCUGUGUUUUGUUUGAACUCUGUGCCUUUGCUGACAUCUUGGCUUCAUUGCAAUAGAAGUGAGUGUGAGAUUAAUGCCUCUGCCAAAUGUCAUUCUCUGUAAACCAAAGCCAUGAUUAGGGACUCUAGACCUAUUCGAUAGUACAGUACUUUUCCUCAGGAGAACAUACAGAAGCAAAAUAACACAGGUAACUUACGACACAAUGCAUGAGUCCUGCAAUAAACGCUACUUUGGUCAGAAUGUUUGGUUUUUGUUGAUUGUCGCAGGUGUUGAUUCAGCUUGAUGGUCAUCUUAGGGGCUGUAGCUUCUGUUCUUUAGUAUAAAAACGGUUAAGCGCAUUUCAAUCAGUAUUGGGAAGACCCAGUUUACCCACAUUACAGAAUUUAUUGUUUGAAACCAUUGUACCGGUAAUUCUAGCAAUAACUAUCUGACCUCUUUUGUACCUCUGUAAAUUGUCUUAAAAGUCCCUGUUGAAUAAGCGGUUGUCAGACUUCUAUUAAAGCUGACAAGUACUGCCAAACGGCAUUCAAGUUACUGUGACUCUGUUGUGCUUAUGCCUUUUAUGAUUGGGAUUUAGAGUAGUUGCUACCUGAAUUGUUGAUGUAUGAAAUUUACUCAAUGCCUCUGACAGUCUCUACAACAAAAAUAAACAUCCUUUGCUUUAUCUGUGUUUUAAUACUGCAUCCUCUACAUUGGUUUUGUCUAAUCUUCUGUUGUUACCUUGGAGUUGAUGUGCUGGUAUGUCUUGCUAAAUGUACACCUUUCUAUCCUGCCUUUAAUCAAUAUAUCAAGCUU
Messenger RNA from Xiphias gladius (swordfish), 4243 nucleotides. It is a transcript of the gene slc43a1a, whose product is annotated as solute carrier family 43 member 1a. Gene Ontology annotation, biological process: neutral amino acid transport; transmembrane transport. Gene Ontology annotation, molecular function: neutral L-amino acid transmembrane transporter activity; L-amino acid transmembrane transporter activity. Bases 1 to 1680 code for a protein of 559 amino acids. NCBI's taxonomy places the organism in Eukaryota, Metazoa, Chordata, Actinopteri, Istiophoriformes, Xiphiidae. The transcript is spliced from 14 exons. The record is from RefSeq and is a predicted model, not a curated record.